GAGGGCAGUGCGGUUCGGUGCGAUUGCGGUGAGUUCGGGGAUUUACUCGCUGCCGUUUCCGUGAGUCUCGCACAAGUUAGGAGAAGAUAGAUAGAGAGAGGGAGAGAGAACGAGGCAGGGACGCAGAACGGGACGCGAACAAGAGUCCAACGUCGUCCAACGUCGCCACUCGCCAGUCACGGAAAGAUAUACGGAUUGGAGUCAUCGGUGGUUAGUUUUUCCCGCCGGAUUUCGCGAGCGAACUGGCGCCAGCAGCUGUCCGAGGCAAGUCGUCCAGCAACGACGACGCGACGGUCGGUCGAAUGUGUCGCUAGUAGUGUAUAUACGUCACGCACGUGUAGUACCAAGAUCCGUCGUCUCUCUAGUGUGUGCGUACAUGCAAGCGUGCGUGCGUGCGUCGUGUGUCGUGCGUGCGUGCGUGCGUGCUCUUAAUCCGGUGUCUCGAAAAAACGUAAGUAAAGUAACGCCAAGACCGCGUGCAGAUCAGUAAGCCUGCGUGAGUGACGGUGCGAACGCGGAGGCGAGAAGAGGAUAGCGGCGGCAGAGGACCGUAGCCGAGAAGGAAGAGGAGAUAAAGAUGAGCAAGACGUGCGCCCGAUGCGAGAAGACGGUCUAUCCGAUCGAGGAGCUCAAGUGUCUCGACAAGAUAUGGCACAAGCAAUGUUUCAAGUGUCAGGGCUGCGGUAUGACCCUGAAUAUGCGGACGUACAAGGGUUUCAACAAACAGCCAUAUUGCGAGGCGCACAUACCAAAAGCCAAAGCCACCACAAUGGCGGAAACACCGGAGCUGAAGCGUAUCGCGGAGAACACGAAGAUACAGAGUAACGUUAAGUAUCAUGCCGAGUUUGAAAAGGCGAAGGGGAAGUUUACGCAAGUGGCGGACGAUCCGGAGACUCUCAGAAUUAAACAGAACAGCAAGAUCAUCUCGAAUGUCGCUUAUCACGGCGAGCUUGAGAAGAAGGCGAUCAUGGAACAAAAGAGGACAAUGACCGGAGAAAAUGGCGAGCAAAUAGAGUACGUAGAGUACACUGACGGUACGAUCGCACCUGCGUCGAGCAUAAACGCCAAUCCGCCGCCUGCAAGGACGGCAAAUUCGCCGGUACAGAGGACACCAGGUAGGAUCGCUGAUUACGAUCCCCUUAGCGAAGCGAGGCCGAGUCCCUAUUCCGCAAGGCAAGCUGCUACCACAGUCAUUUAUACGAGCGACAAGGGACCAGUGACGAAUCCACCGACACGAAAAAUUGGCUCGGUUGCUGACAUCGAUCCAGUGAAUGAAUAUUACGGAUCGUUAACGCCGGCUACAACGAUAAAUAAUAAUCAGCAUCAACCUCAACAUCAAUCACCGCCACCGCCCUCCAACGUCGGAAGAGUGUACAGAGCGAUGUAUGACUACGAAGCGCAAGAUCUCGAUGAGGUGAGCUUCUGCGACGGUGAUUUAAUUGUCAAUUGCACAGCUGUCGAUGAGGGUUGGAUGACUGGAUUGGUGCAGCGUACCGGACGACACGGCAUGCUACCCGCUAAUUAUGUCGAACCGGCGCAGAUUUAAACGUUCUUUCUCAUCUCGAGCUUCCAUUUGCUAACUGUUGCCACCACUUCGAUCAGAGCACUUAAUUAGGCGUUUUGCCGAAGAAAGAGACGAUGUUAAAAAGAAUUACGUGAUACAAUACUCGAGAUAGCGCUUCUACUCGGCUCUUAUUAUUCGGCUGAAAUAAAGUUUGAUCGAAACG
This is a messenger RNA of Atta colombica, 1727 nucleotides long. Its product is annotated as LIM and SH3 domain protein Lasp. Gene Ontology annotation, molecular function: actin filament binding. Gene Ontology annotation, cellular component: focal adhesion. The coding region runs from base 578 to 1546 and encodes 322 amino acids. NCBI's taxonomy places the organism in Eukaryota, Metazoa, Arthropoda, Insecta, Hymenoptera, Formicidae. The transcript has 6 exons. The record is from RefSeq and is a predicted model, not a curated record.